Messenger RNA from Adineta steineri, 1284 nucleotides. NCBI's taxonomy places the organism in Eukaryota, Metazoa, Rotifera, Eurotatoria, Adinetida, Adinetidae. The record is from the annotation of a GenBank genome assembly.
AUGGCGACUGCUCAAGGUGCAUUAAAAGGCAAUUGUAUUACUUUUCUACAAAAUACACCAAAUAUUGUUAACAGUCUACCACUUAAAAUGGCCGAUCUGUGUGACACUCUCAAAGUGAUUUUUAUUGGAGCUCGUCCUCCAGAGCGUAUUCAACUCAAAAGAGUUCUUACAGUGCGAAAGAAAAAGAUUGUGGAAGCGCUGCGUUGGUUGAAAAAAUAUAAUAUACUUUAUAAGAAUAUCGAUAUAAAUCUAGAUAAUAUCGCACAGCUACCUGAAGAUGAUAUACCAGAAUCUAUAAUGACAACAAUGGAACAGAUAUUAAAUGAUAAAGAAGUACCAUCUGAAAGAGCUGGAUAUAUUCCUGAUCCAUUAUCUAACUCAACAGAAUUGAAUAUCUCAGAAGUCAUUCCUGUUAAUAACAGUGCUGUCUUCGACGUGAAUGGUUCGUCGAUAUCUUCUGAGGAAAUAAAUAAUUAUGUUCUAAAGAAAAUUAAAAACGAUGGCACAAAUGAUGAAAUGGAUGUUGAAAAUAUUUACUUGAUUCCUCAUUCUUCCAAACCUGUCAAUAAAUAUUUUAAUCCAAAACUGUUAGCAGGUCUCUAUCCAACGUUAUUCUGUUAUGGACUUGGAGCACCUGAAGAUCAAACACGGCCACUCACCAUAAAUUUACGAGAACAUAUACGUUAUCUUUUAUCCCACAAUGAUCGACGUUUCGAAAAAAAUCAUAGUUUUAUAUUUGUAGUCUUUAACUUAUUGCAAAGACGCGAUGCAUGUUUCCAUGCUCAACUUAUAGCAACAAAACCUUAUUUUCGAUCUUCCGCUCAAGAAAUUCACUCAUUGAACACUAGUGAUAUUGAGGCAGCUCUUAAAAAUAUCUCUACAGGAACAUACAAUAAAGGAUCUAACAAGGCUUUAGGUAAACUGAUAAAUCAUAUUAAAACAAUUGGCGGUCGAGUUAUGGGUUCAGCAUAUUCACGUACAUCCUUACGCACACAUCUUCAUGCAAUGAUUUUUAAUCAAAGUCUGCCCAAUAUAUUUCUCACUCUCAAUCCAGCUGAUAUUCACAGUCCCGUAGCAUUAUAUUUUGCAGGUGUGAAACUUGAUUUGGACAAUGUUCAAGCCGAACAACUUAUGGACGCAUACAAGUGUGCCGAAAUUAUCGCUUCUCAUCCUGUUGCUACUGCCAAAUUUUUCCAUAUAUUGAUUUCUAAUAUCUUAGAUACAAUGAUUCUUGGUGGUGUAGUCGGUACUGUGAAAGCAUAUUUUGGUACUGUUGAAAGUUAA